Messenger RNA from Penicillium atrosanguineum, 2217 nucleotides. Its product is annotated as diphthine--ammonia ligase family protein. Gene Ontology annotation, molecular function: diphthine-ammonia ligase activity. NCBI's taxonomy places the organism in Eukaryota, Fungi, Ascomycota, Eurotiomycetes, Eurotiales, Aspergillaceae. The record is from RefSeq and is a predicted model, not a curated record. The coding region runs from base 1 to 2217 and encodes 738 amino acids. The transcript has a single exon. Gene Ontology annotation, biological process: protein histidyl modification to diphthamide.
AUGCCACCUUUGAACGUUAUCGCCCUAAUCUCAGGUGGCAAAGACUCCUUCUACUCCAUCCUCCACUGCCUCCGAAACGGACACCGCAUCAUCGCCCUCGCAAACCUGCAUCCGGAACCAGACCUCUCCUCCGAAAAUGAAGAAGACAUCGACAGCUUCAUGUACCAAACAAUCGGCCACAGCGUGAUCCCUCUAUACGCCGAAGCUCUAGGUCUCCCAUUAUACCGCGCGCCGAUAACAGGUGGAGCCGUCGACACCGCGCGCAUAUACCGCCACGAUGACGCGGACCAGGGCGCCGAGACCACGGUGCAGGAUGAGACGGAGUGUCUUGUUCCAUUGCUUCGACGGGUGAUGGAAAUGCAUCCGGAGGCGAAUGCGGUUUCGGCGGGUGCUAUUCUCUCUACGUAUCAGCGGACGAGGAUUGAGAAUGUUGCUGGGCGGUUGGGGCUUGUUCCGCUGGCUUGGUUGUGGAUGUAUCCUUCUCUUCCUGCGUCUGCGGAGAGGGAUAGUGAUUCUUUGGCGGUUAAGGAGGCGGGCUUGUUGGAGGAUAUGGCAGGGUGUGGGUGUGAUGCAAGGAUUAUCAAGGUUGCGUCGGGGGGAUUGGAUGAUGGAUUCUUAUGGGAGAGUGUUUCUGGCUCUGGGAAUGCGGGGCGCGGGGUAAGAAAGAGGAUUGUUAAGGGAAUGGGGAGGUUUGCGGCCAAGGAGGAUAUAAGGGGUGCGGUGUUGGGGGAGGGAGGUGAGUAUGAGACUUUGGCGAUUGAUGGGCCGGGAUUUCUUUGGAAGAAGAGGAUAGAGAUUGAGGAGAGGGAGGUUGGGACUGGUGAGGGUGGAGUUGCAUUUAUGAAGUUGAAGGACGCGAGGUGUGUGGAUAAAGAGGGGGAUGAGAUUAGGCCGGAGGAUGUGAGGACGCCUGCUUUGUUGGAUGAGGUUUUUGUGAAGGCCUUGGAGGGUGUGCCUGACGUUUCGACGGGGGAUGACACGCGGACUUUGAUGGCGUCGCCUGCGUGGUCCAUAUGUAAACCGCACCAUCGUCAGUCGAACCAGACGUGGUCAAUCUCGAAUCUUGUCGCACCUGAGGCUGGACCCGGUGCUAGCGAGCAGAUGGACGGGAUCGUCAAGAAGACUGAAGCAGCACUAAAAACAAUCUCGGAAUCCACGCCUCGAUCUACCGAGGACAUCGUGUUCGCAACUGUUCUCCUCCGCUCCAUGGACGACUUUGCUCUGAUGAACAACGUCUACGUCUCCCUCUUCAAGAAACCGAACCCACCCGCCCGAGUCACAGUCGCAUGCGGCGACGCACUUCCCUCCAACGUGAGAGUAAUGGUCUCUUUCGUGGUAGACAUGGGCGCACGUAACAGUCGCCAGGGUCUGCAUGUGCAGUCACGGUCAUACUGGGCGCCUGCUAAUAUCGGGCCUUACUCGCAAGCGAUGUCCAUUCCGCUGCAGGGUAGUAGGGUCAUUUAUAUUGCAGGUCAAAUCCCGCUGGAACCGGCUUCUAUGGAGAUUGCUACGACAGGCAAGUCCUGGUUCGAGAACUACUGUUUGCGGGCUGUGUUGUCUCUCCAGCAUCUUUGGAGAAUUGGUGAUGCUAUGCAGGUUGAUUGGUGGCUUGGUGGUGUUGCUUUCCUGACUGGUGAAGCUAAUAACAUCGAGACCCAAGUCAAGAUUGCGUGGUAUCUUUGGAAGAAGAUGCAUACGCGGGCGGAGAGUGACGAUUCGGAUGAUGAGGACCCUCAGCUUGAUGCAUGGGAUAUCAAAUACGGUCGAAGGGCCGAGGAGCUCAUGCCUGAGAGCGACGCUUCGACUUUGCCCAAUUUCUCUGUUCUUGAUGAGGAUGCUCCUUCUAUUUCGCCGUUCCUCGCUGUUGAGGUUGAUCAGUUGCCUCGUGGCAGUGAUAUCGAAUGGCAAGGUCUUGGAAGUCGAUGUGAACAAGCUGCUAUUGAGAACAAGACAGAAUAUAUCUGUGCUACUGUGGAUGAGAGGUAUCGUUACCUUAGCCUGGAAGUGCAAUCUUCACCGGAGCCUCUGGAGUCGAGUCUCCGUGAUAUCAUGGCUACACAUUGCCAAAACAAAAGUCUGGCACAGGCCGUGUUGUAUACCACGCAACCUGUUACCGAAGGCCUUUGGGAUGGCCAAGUUGUCCCAUGCAGAUCUGUUUGGGGUAGAGAAGGCCAGCGCUUGACUGCUGGUAUUGUUCUACAAGAAGAACUUGCAUGA